AUGCAGCGACCAAUCAACAAUCCUUCGAUGAGAAAUGGAGUGCCAACUGUUAGUAACAUCGCGGUGGCCAAUUCUUAUGGACACAAGCAUAUCCCCGUGUUUGAUCCUUGCUUCAACAUGGCUCCACCUGUCUUCCAGCCUAACUCCUGCUUCAUGAGUGCCUCAUACCUCAGAAAGAUAUGCCCUCCUACACCACCGCAACGGAUACGAUACGACCCUUGCUUUAACUGA
Danaus chrysippus (African queen) is the source of this 231-nucleotide messenger RNA. The record is from the annotation of a GenBank genome assembly. NCBI's taxonomy places the organism in Eukaryota, Metazoa, Arthropoda, Insecta, Lepidoptera, Nymphalidae.